This is a messenger RNA of Fusarium pseudograminearum CS3096, 89 nucleotides long. RefSeq lists its product as uncharacterized. NCBI's taxonomy places the organism in Eukaryota, Fungi, Ascomycota, Sordariomycetes, Hypocreales, Nectriaceae. The annotation marks the transcript as partial. The record is from RefSeq and is a predicted model, not a curated record. The transcript is spliced from 7 exons.
UUAUUUUAAAGGGCUUAAAUAUAAAUAUAAAAAACCCUAAAUACUAUAAUAUAACCUUUUUAAAAAAAAGAGAAAUAGUAAAAAAAUAA